CUCCACUAAUUUAUCUAGUAGCUAAAGUUGGGAUUCUAUCUUAGAAAUCUUCAGCACCCAAACUUCGUCAUAAUUAUUGACACAUCGUUUCCCCAAUUCCGAAAACAACAUCGAAAAUAUCAACAUGACAUCAAAUAAUACCAAUACUAGUAAUAACCAAUCUUUAACUCACGAACUCCUCUCCCGCGCCCACAGUCCAGACAGUACGAACCGGAUCUUCGCCGAUAAAAUUCAACACCGGCCUCUCUUCCUGAAGCCGACCUCCCCCCCGCCCUCCUCAAAUGCGCGCGAUGCACGGCGGAGAGCCCGCGCCGAAAAGCGACAGCGCGCGAAAGCCCUAAAACCAAAACCCUUAUCCGCGCGUCAGCGACGCAACCUUGGACUCUAUGAUAUACCCAGGGACGGUCAGAAGUACGCCGUCUUCGAGCCACUAAACCAGCUCUGGCUCGGUUACGCCCGUGAAAUUCUUGGCAACGAACUGUAUAGCGGCGGGCAGGGCGCCGCGGCUAAGCUGAGCGCUGCUGAUUUCCAUGGUGCCGAAGUCGAGGUCUCCCGUAGUGGCUGUCCCAGUCGCGUUGGUAUAAGAGGCAUCAUUAUCAAGGAUGCGCGCUUUGUCUUCGAAAUAAUUACGAGGAAGAACCAGGUCAAGACUGUACCCAAAGAGGGAACCAUAUUUCGUAUCAAUGUUCCUUCUGCGCAGAAUCAGGACCAAGGAGAUGCGACCGUUCAAGAUCGGAAACCCUUUACGUUCGAGUUACACGGCGACCAGUUCCAAUACCGGUCAGCAGAUCGCGCGAAUAAAAAAUUCAAGCCACAUUACUUGAAGAACCUUUGAGGCUAUCAAGGAUAUUCUAGCAUAUCUGCAUAUACGCUUAAGGUAGAGAUC
Molecule: messenger RNA, 886 nt
Organism: Annulohypoxylon truncatum
Lineage: Eukaryota; Fungi; Ascomycota; Sordariomycetes; Xylariales; Hypoxylaceae
Product: ribonuclease P protein subunit p29
Exons: 1
Coding region: 125-835 (236 amino acids)
Biological process (GO): tRNA 5'-leader removal; rRNA processing
Cellular component (GO): ribonuclease MRP complex; ribonuclease P complex
Molecular function (GO): ribonuclease P RNA binding
Source: RefSeq, a predicted model, not a curated record